UGACAUUUGGCGUUUUGUGUUUGAUUACAUGGUAACGCGUGAGAUUUUUGUAGAUUCACACGUAAUAAUUUAAAAGUCAUAAACAAUAUAUGAUAUAAUUAAGAAUGGCUGUUUCUACAAGUGCCUCAUUUGUGCUGUCUUCUCUGAUAUCAGUAUUAUUAUUCUCUGCAAUGCAAAUUUAUAAGCCAUGGUUAGCUUCUACACAACUAAACACGAUUUUAGGUGGAUACUUAGGAUCAGUUUUAUUUAUAUUUGUAUUGACAGCAAUUGGAAACUUUGAAUGCACCUUUUUUGGACCAGCGUUUCAGUGCAAACUGUUUCCAGAAAUCAUUGUUAGCUUGUUGGGUGCAAUAAUUGCUGCAGGAGCUGUACAUCGCGUUUGUGCAACUACAUGCUUGGUGUUUUCUAUUAUCGCGUUGUACUACAUGAAUCUCAUCUCACAACAUGUUCAUGCUGCGCCUGCUUUAAAUGAAGUGCACACCAAGAAGAAGAGGAAAUAAAUAAAUGAUGAGUUGUAGAUUUUUUCGAUAAAAUAAUGAAAUAUGCAAUUCUCUUUUAUUUAAAUAUAACUUGUACUAUAAUAAAAUAUAAAGUAUCUGAUGGAAUUGAA
This is a messenger RNA of Ctenocephalides felis (cat flea), 610 nucleotides long. Its product is annotated as protein KRTCAP2 homolog. The record is from RefSeq and is a predicted model, not a curated record. Lineage: Eukaryota; Metazoa; Arthropoda; Insecta; Siphonaptera; Pulicidae. Bases 105 to 500 code for a protein of 131 amino acids. The transcript has 5 exons.